AUGUUUGGAUUUCCAGGUCAGCAACCAUCUGAAGAGGAGAAGAAAUUACAUGAAGCUCAAACCAACCAAACUUUGCAAAAUGCUGCUAUCGGUGCUGCUUUAUUGUGGGUUAGUCCAAUCCACAAUUGUGAUACAAACAAUAGAAGGUUGAAUUCAAGCAAAAACAAGUUAUUUAAAGAAAUAUCCUUUAAAAUAAACCAAAAAUGGAAAUUGAAUGAUAAUAUUAUUAGAAAUACAGACUUUUCUAACCCAUAUAAAAAUCUAUGGUAUUUAACUCAUUAUUUUAUUGGAUUGUCAAUAGACGGCAAUGAUAUUAUGUUAUAUUUCAACAAAUCGCCCAAUGACAAUGUGAAUGUGGUAGUACCCAAAGAAGAUGUUUCUACCCUUAAUAAUGGUGCCAUCCCUCGUAAUCCUAAUAAGUCUACCUUUAAUGAAACUGCAGAAUUAUUAUACACGUCACAGGGGGAAGAAUUAUAA
Saccharomycodes ludwigii is the source of this 477-nucleotide messenger RNA. RefSeq names its product Tom5p (gene TOM5). Lineage: Eukaryota; Fungi; Ascomycota; Saccharomycetes; Saccharomycodales; Saccharomycodaceae. The record is from RefSeq and is a predicted model, not a curated record. The transcript is spliced from 2 exons. The coding region runs from base 1 to 477 and encodes 158 amino acids.